This is a messenger RNA of Saprolegnia parasitica CBS 223.65, 1017 nucleotides long. RefSeq lists its product as hypothetical. The transcript has 3 exons. The record is from RefSeq and is a predicted model, not a curated record. Lineage: Eukaryota; Oomycota; Saprolegniomycetes; Saprolegniales; Saprolegniaceae. Bases 111 to 968 code for a protein of 285 amino acids.
GCCAGAAGCGCGCCAGUGAGAGCAGUAACGCAGCGUGGAUUCUAGCCUGUCAGCGACAGCGACGACAAGGCGGACACGAUCUUGAGCGGUCGCUGAAACGACCGACUAUCAUGGACGUCGACCAGCGACUCGACAUUCGCAGCAGCAGUAGCAGCAGCAGUCGUAGUAGUGGCUCCAGCGCGACCUCGGACAACGACAGCGACAUUGAGUUUACAGUCGAUCAAGACGAUGCGAGCAAGCGGUCGGCAGCGCUCGAUCCGCUGGCGUGGGCACCGGUCCUCGUCGCCGUCGUCGCCAUCCCCACCGACGUCAUCACAGUUCUAUGGGGCUGCCAGCACCCGCACAUCGACUGCAAUAUAGGGUACCCAACACUCGGCGUGGCCGCGCGCCACCGGCCGCAACUGUAUGUCUACCUCGUUGGCACCGUUGUCGCGAGCGUGCUCUUCCUGGCGACUGCCGCACUCUUUGCGUGGUUCCUGCACUUGUCGCUGCCGCCGACGCACCGGUGGCUGGCGAUCAGCGUCCUGCUCGGUGGCGCGCUCACGGCCAUCUUGCUCGUCGUCGCUGCCAUCCACGACACGCGGGGACAUCCCGCCGGCCUCUCACUCGCCUCCGCCACGAGCUUUCUCACGACGUGGGUAACGCUACUUCGCAUGCAGCAUGCACGCCGCACCGCCUUUCUCUUGCUUCGGACCAAGGACGCGACCGAGCGCCACCAUCGCAUUCGCGGCAUUGCGAUCGGCGAGUACGCUAUCGUGCUGGGUGCGAUCGCGUCCGUCGCCUAUGUCGUCACGGCGUUGGUCACAAGCAGCAGCGCGUGGUGGACCAAGCUGCUCGGGCCGGCCGCGUACGAAGGCCUGGUCGUUGCCAGCUGGAGCGCGCUCGUGGCCUCCUUUGCAACCGAAAUUGGACGGCUCAGCCGGUUGGUCGAACAGCACGAUUUGGAAGCGCUUUCGCGCCAAAAGUAAUCCACGUUGAAACGAUCCACCAUAUCAAUAUAUUUCCCGCCAAAACGUC